Messenger RNA from Hypomesus transpacificus, 990 nucleotides. RefSeq names its product homeobox protein Hox-C12a-like. Bases 1 to 831 code for a protein of 276 amino acids. Gene Ontology annotation, biological process: regulation of DNA-templated transcription. Lineage: Eukaryota; Metazoa; Chordata; Actinopteri; Osmeriformes; Osmeridae. The record is from RefSeq and is a predicted model, not a curated record. Gene Ontology annotation, molecular function: DNA-binding transcription factor activity, RNA polymerase II-specific; sequence-specific double-stranded DNA binding. The transcript has 2 exons.
AUGGGCGAGCAUAAUCUUCUUAAUAGCGGGUUUGUGGGACCUUUGGUAAACAUCCACACGGGAGACACAUUUUACCUUCCAAACUUUAGAGCGUCCGGUGGACAACUGGCGGGUCUACCCUCACUCUCCUACCCAAGAAGGGACAAUGUAUGCUCCCUCCCUUGGACCCCGUCAGAGCCGUGCAAUGGAUAUCCUCAACCUUACAUUAGCAGUCCUAUGUCCAUUAACCCCUCUUUCAACCAUACAUGCGAAAUUACGAGGCAAGAUGAAGGCAAAUGUUUUUACACCAACGGUGGUGGUAACAGAGAAAUCUGCGAAAGAUCAAACCUCAAGCGCGAGGAGGGGACAAGAGGAGACUCCUGUUCCUCCAUAAUAGUGGAUCAUCUGCACAACGGGAUGACAAACAACGGUACCUUUUCUAAGUACGACUACAACAACGACCAAUUAAACCAAGAUCCGCCAUCCUGUCAGUCUCUCGAAUCUGACUCCAGUUCGUCGCUGCUCAAUGAAGGGAGCAAAUCCUCAUCGGGUAUCGCACAGGCGCUGACAACCCCUGGAAAUCAUGUCCCAAACGCAUCAUUCUCAUCACCAGGUGCUCCGUGGUACCCAAUGCAUACACGAACCAGAAAGAAGCGUAAACCCUAUUCCAAACUCCAGCUGGCAGAGCUAGAAGGAGAGUUCAUGCUGAAUGAAUUCAUCACCCGGCAGCGACGGAGGGAGCUAUCUGAGCGCCUGAAUCUCAGCGACCAACAGGUGAAGAUAUGGUUUCAAAACCGCAGGAUGAAGAAGAAGAGAUUGAUGCUCAGAGAACACGCUUUGUCCUUCUUCUGAGAGAGAGAAUUGUAAAGAGAGGAAAGAAUAAUGUGAAGAAAUAUGUAUGUAAUCUCAUUGAAACAUGCGAGUGAUUAUGUUAUUGUAGAUGGGCUGUACACAGCAUGCAGUCUCCUGACGGCCUUUAGAUAAACAUAUUUUUACUGUGACAAAAUAACU